AUGGACGAGGUCUACACCGUAUUGACGGACCGUGCUCGCGAACUACACCAGAAGUCGAUGCUGGGAAAGCCAGACCAACCCGCGCGUAUUCUUAUCGCGCUGGCUGGCCCUUCAAGGUCAGGAAAAUCUACGGUGGGUGUAGAAGUGGUGCACUUCUUGAAUAAAGAGUCGCUCACAGCGCCCUAUGCGGCGGUUCUUCCCAUGGAUGGGUUCCAGUUGACCCGUGCGACACUGGAUUCGAUACCAAACAGCAGAGAGGCGCACGCCAGAAGAGGCAUUCACUAG
Molecule: messenger RNA, 285 nt
Organism: Cladophialophora psammophila CBS 110553
Lineage: Eukaryota; Fungi; Ascomycota; Eurotiomycetes; Chaetothyriales; Herpotrichiellaceae
Exons: 1
Coding region: 1-285 (94 amino acids)
Source: RefSeq, a predicted model, not a curated record